Molecule: messenger RNA, 5341 nt
Organism: Plodia interpunctella (Indianmeal moth)
Lineage: Eukaryota; Metazoa; Arthropoda; Insecta; Lepidoptera; Pyralidae
Exons: 18
Coding region: 389-3829 (1146 amino acids)
Source: RefSeq, a predicted model, not a curated record
GCGGCGCACAAUGCCUCUAGAUUGGAAGUUAAUGGUGGAGGACGUUUUAACAAUGAAAAUAAACUAAACGCGCUUCCUGAGUUGAACCACACAGGUUAAACAGAACACACCCAAAACAUUUGUUUUCGCGCGCUCAGUGGCCGCACGAUUCAAUUCUGUUUUUAAAAUAAAACAUAUAAAAUACGCGGCGGUUUUACUUUCAGCCAGCAUUUUUUAUUGUUCGCGGAAAAUUUGAAACUUUCGGCCAGUAUUUUUUAGAGCGACACUGAUUGAAGAUACAAAAAAAAAUGUGAAGCUGAGUGAAAAAUGCGAGAGGAAUUUUCGUGAAGCGUAUUUUGUGGUGAAAUUGGAUUGAUUGGUUUUAUAGUGUUUUGGUAUCUAAUAGAGAAUGGGAUCCGGCGCGUCUGUGUCCGCGCACGAGACACCAGGGGGAGAUCUGAGGCUGCCUGUCACAGGUGUCAGGUUCACUGCUAACCAGCUCAGGUCAUUGAACUCUGCUGUGGACGCUUUGUACGAGGAUGAUCAGAGAAGUCAAAUGUCAACGAAGACAGAGAGUGCGGUGGAGGCCCUCGUGCAGAGGAUAGUGGACAGCGCCGGCCAGAGGGACCCCAGGUUCAAGUGUUGCCAUCUCAUUGCUCUGCAUCGAGGGAAGCUGAUGCGGUCCCGUUCUCUAGAAUACCUGGUUACCCUGGACUCGUUAUCAGUUUUGAACGGCAAUGACGACUGCCGUCUGCAAGACGGGCCGGUGGGCUACGGCAAGAUCCACCUGGGCGGGAGAGAAGCCCAGAAGUGGGAGGAGUUUCUCACGCCAGCUGGGUACUUGUGCAGAGACAAGGUGGUGGAGCGCUGGGUGGAGCUGGUCGCGCGGUGCGCUAACGCCAAGGGCGGGGGCGGCGCGCGCGUGCUAUGCGCCCGCGCAGCUUUCGCUGCCAAGCCCUAUCACUAUUGCUACGUCGAGAGAGUAUCCACACACCAAUCUACCAACGACCGUCGUCUGGCGAUCGUGGAGGGUGCAGCCUGGGUCAUGGUGCGGGUGGGAGCCGGGGAAGCUGAAGCCAAGUUGAUACUGGGUGCCAGGGUAGAUGGCUGCAGUGCUGGCGCUUAUACCAACAGGAUACCGCUGACGCAUCCGUUGGCGUUGCUGCACUAUACCGCUGCUCAAGGGGGUUACUAUGCAGUAGCGGUAGGGCCACCAACAUCAGUGGUCUGCGCAGAGCGGGCCGCCACGUGGCAGCUGUGGCAGCCGGCGCUGGAGGCAACCCUGGACAGUCACGUGUCUCCUGUUUCCACUGCUGCGAGAAUUGCCGGGGCUUUGAAUACGUUGAUCGUGAAGAUGAGGGAAGGCUGCUAUCAGGGUUCUCUCAGGGCGUUAAGCCGUUACGCCGCAUGGUGCGCAUUCCGGCGCAGAUUAGAUCGAUGCGCCAGCGCAGCGGGAGUGUCCAAAUACUGUCUGGCAGCUCACGCCUCGCACCAUAUUCUGCUUAUUCUAGAUGAAUUAGUGGCAAUAUGUGAGCGCGGAGGAGCAGCGGGCUACGUGUACCCAGUAGACCGCGCCAGUACUGUGAGGCGAGCAGGGCGCGGCAGCGAGUGGGCUGCCGACGGCCUCUGCGUCAGGAACUGCAUCAUGGAACUGCUGAGGAGUGCAGCCUCAGAAGAAAUCCCACUAACACCGUCAGAGAACCUCGAAGCGGUUUUACUAAGUCGCUGGGAGAGUCUGAACAAAGAGUGGAAAGCAGGAGCCAGCCAGAGUUCGCGACGGCAGCUGCGUUAUCUGUGGAGGGUGGCCAGAGAGUUGAGGGCAUGUAACAACUUGCAGAUGGAAACCCAGAGUAUAUUCCGGCAGAAUCUGAUCCAAGCCACAUCGCUCCACCAGGAGGCUCUGGAAGACCUGAUCCACAUCCUAGCCGUGAUGCUCGACCAGGCUCGAGACUUGUACCUGAAUAACUUCCAGCAGAGGUCGUGGGGGGAGUUCGACAGGGAAAUGUCUACUUACCGAUCAAAGAAAUGGAACAAACUUAAAGAUUACUACGACGCAUCAUCAGCGUGUCUGAUUGACGCAGUCAGACGAGACCCUGAAGUGAGGCAGGAAGACUUGCAAGACCCCUUGAACAUCAUGAAGAUCAUCUUGAACUGGUUGUACAAGGGCGCCAAGGAAGACAAGAAGUACUUAGGACCAGUGUUAAAACCAUAUCUGGAUGGUCUUUUCAGUUCUUCGAUAGAAAAUGCUUGGUUCUUGGAGGAGUUUCAGGGGAAGAGUAAUGAGAAAGAGUUUGAAGGUCUUAAGGAGUACUGUCUGGGAGUCCAUGAUGGGAAGUUGGAACCUUGCGUGGGGUUGCUCGAGGCCGCGAAGAGACAAGCAUGGGCGAAGGCGAUUGUCGAUUUUGUGGAUAGAUUUCGUCAUGUUGAAUUCCGCCUAGUGUUCCCCACGGGUGAGGGCAUGGCGAUCUCCUUCCCCCUGAAGCUACCUUCUCGUCGGGAGCUCAGUUCAGCACGCGCCCUCACUCUCAGCCGAAGGGACAAGGCUGACGCCAAGCUAAGGUUGGCUAGGCGAUGUGUGUUGAGCGCUUUCGCCACCGCCUUGGUUGGUGACAGACGGCCAAAACUAAAUCGCAUUGCACGGCACGAGAGUAGCGACGAAAUCCUAGCCAGCGUGAAAUCUGGCAACUACUGGAGGAACACCACCAAGCCUGACGUCAUCCCGUCAACCUCCGCCCAGGAUCUUUCCAAAACAGACUUCCCUAGACUUAGACGAAGGUCUAGAAGACGGCCCGUAACCGCGUACGGCUUUCCAGAAAUUUCCAUCACGAACCAGUCAGACACGAAGACAUUGAGACGGAAAUACCACACGUUAAGGAGUCUAGUCUAUAAGGAGCCGGUUGAUAGCAUUAAGGAGAUCAGGGAAAGGCCACGGUCCGCUGGGUCUACUUUGAGGAAUAAAGACGCUUUGAGUAGACCGAGCAUCCUGGAGACUUUGGACUUUAUUAAUAGUGUGAAGGACGCGUUACAUGUCGAAGAUUCCGGAGCGUCAGAUGCAGAAGACAUUGGAUGGUCUGUGGAAGAGGAGUGGAUAGUCGGACACACGGCUCCUCUCAACCUGCUGUUCAGCUCUGGUCACCACACCUUACACCUGGCUCUGGCUGACAUAGUACCGGCUCUAUUGCAGCGAGGGAGGUUUACUAUACUACAAGAGCUGUGUUCGUGGUUCGGGGAGGCCAGUGAAGGGGCGCUGUUUGCUCUGCACCGCCUGGCUCGGGCGGCCAGAUCUAAGAGCAGCGAUAGAGCCACACACUCCUGGAGGCUCCCCGAAGCCGAUGGCAUAUCACCGGAAGUUCCACAGAAGUACCACACGAGAGCACCUGAAUACGUCUCCGGGGACGAAGCGCCCCGGCCCCCGCCGCCUCCCCCUAGGAAGUCUAGCAGGGAUAAACUGAUACCACGAACCAACACUGACUACAUGCCACCAAACAGGCUGCAGCAGCUGGAACAAGACAUCCACCGUCUCGAGACCAUUCACCAACAGCUGAACCAAUCGUACACCGGCAUCAUCAACCCGAUUUACGACAUCAAAAUACCUAAGGACAAAUUCACAGUGAAACGAUCAAAAUCCCUUGGGCGUAGUUUUAGCACUAGAAGUCUCGGGUUAGAAGUGACUAGGUAUAACGUAACGUUAGGCAGGAAAGCAGGGAAAAAGACUAAUGAUGUAGUGACAGCUAUUACGGGGAUGACAGGAGAGACGGGCUUGGAACCGAAAAGUAAUUUCUUCCAAAGGUACAGUACGGCUGAGGUGGUGGGCGAUUCUUACAGAGUGAGUAAAGUGUCCAUUGAUUGACGGUGUUUAUGUAUUACUAAGUUGAGGCAUAAGUUUUAGCGUGUGGUUUCGUCGUGAUAUUGUGGUUUUGAAGCGUUGGUUGUGUAACGGUUAAGACGCUCGCCUGUGGAUCGAGAGGUCCCAGGUUCGAAUCCAACUCGUGCCACAUGAGUUUGUAUACCAAUCUGACUCAUGUAUAGUAGUUUUCAUCGACCACCACUUGCUUCCGGUGAAAGAAACCUGCACACUGGUUGAUUAUUAACUUGUGUGUGAAAUGGAGAAGGCAAUGGCAAACCACUCCAUUAUUAAUGCCAAGAAAGUUGCUACGUGUGUUUAAUUCCACGUAAUGACCACGACCCUCAGCCAUGAGGAAUACGACUAUGAGGAAGAUUGUAGUGAUAUGAAACCAUCACAAAGACCACGACCGCGGCGACUACAAGGUCGUUGAAACAUUUUUUUUUUUUCGGAAUUUCGGAACGGCUGAAUAGAUUUUGAUCAAACAUAUCUAAGAACCAACGCAUAAAAAUUUGCUAUCACAUAAAAAAAAACGCAUCCUAAUCGGUUCACCCGUUGAUGAGCUUCAGUGCCACGUACUCAAACAGACAAACAGAUAGACAGACAGAUAGACACACAGAUAAACAGACAGAUAGACAGACAGAUAGACAGACAGAUAGACAGACAGAUAGACAGAUAGACAGACAGAUAGACAGACAGAUAGACAGACAGAUAGACAGACAGAUAGACAGACAGAUAGACAGACAGAUAGACAGACAGAUAGACAGACAGAUAGACAGACAAUUAGACAGACAGAUAGACAGACAGAUAGACAGACAGAUAGACAGACAGACACCCCUCCUUUUGCGUCGGGGGUUAAAAGGGUAAGUGCUAAGUCCCGUUAAUAUAAUUUAUAUAAUUGUGGGUUUUUAAAUUUGGAAAUAAAGCCCUAAAGGAAAGUCAGAUUAAAUAUUUCACUCUUGAUAUUUCGGACACCAAAAUCUAGGAUGCAACCGGGAAUGAAUAUGGUGCGCGAGGUUCCAAAUCAAGUUUGUAAUACCAUACGACUUUUUAUACCGUCGCUCAGUCCACAACAUCGUGUGAUAGGAGUAAAAAAAUAAGGGUAAAAUAUUUGUCAAUACGAUCGAUGUUGAUUAAACAUUAAUGAAACUAAAUUAAUAAUAAAUGAGUAAUAUGUAAGUCGACCUCGGUGGCGCAGUGGUGAAGUGCUUGCCUCUGAACCGAGGGGUCCCGGGUUCGAUUCCCGGUCGGGUCAUGUUGGAAAAUGAUCUUUUUCUGAUUGGCCCGGGUUUUAGAUGUUUAUCUAUAUAUGUAUUUGUUAUAAAAUAUAGUAUCGUUGGGUUAGUAUCCCAUAACACAAGUCUAGAACUUACUUUGGGGCUAGCUCAAUCUGUGUGAUUUGUCCUAAUAUAUUUAUAUUUAUUUAAGUUAGAAGAGAUUUCUCUUUUUAUAUAAUAUGAUUUUCUAAACCUAGAUAUAGUCAGUGCGUGGAAAUUGUAAUAAUAAAGAAAUUAACAU